AUGAGUUCUCAGUCGGACGAACAAAAAAGGAAAAUGAAAAUUCGUCAAUUUUUCGCACGAGUAGACACGUCUUGUCGAGACGAGAUUUGGUUAACUUCACUGAAACCAAAUUUAGAAAAGAUAUUAAUGGAAUUAAAUAGCGAUGACAGUUUUGAAGCUUUGUAUCUAAAUGCUUAUAAAUUGGUACUUCAUGGACACGGUGAAAAACUCUAUGAAAAUACGAAAAACUUAAUUAAUGAACAUAUUGUUGUAUACAUUCAACCAAAACUUCUUCAAUUGUCUCCUUUGGAAUUUGUUGAUACACUUAAAUCAUUGUGGAAGAAUUAUCGUACAAGUAUAAUCAUGAUUCGCGAUGUUCUUACGUAUAUGGAUCGAGUUUAUGUUUCUUCAAAACGUCUUGAAUCUGUUGAUGAUUUAGGUGUAAAGUUAUUUCGAGAAAAUAUUCUUUUGAAUCCAAUUGUAGAGAAAUCUUUUGAAAAAGCCUUUUUGGAGAUGAUCACCGCUAAAUAUGAGAAGAAAACCAUUGUCGAUGAUAUUGAUGAUUUAUUAAAAACGUUUCAAAUUAACAAAGAUCUUUUUUACAAUGAUGAAUUUCAUUCAAUGUGUUUACAACGUUUUACAGAAUUUUAUCAACUGGAAAAUGAAAGAUUAUUAAAAGAAAAUGACACAUUGACAUAUCUUCGAAAUGUUGACUUAUUUUUUGAAGAACAAUUCGAACAAGUUUAUCCUCAAUUAAAUCAAUCGCUUAGAAAACCUCUGGUUUCACUACUUAUCGAAGAAUUCGUGAAUAAAUAUAAAGAACAUCCAAUAGCAAUGGGGAAAAUGUGUGUCUAUAAAAUGUUUCAAUCGAAUCAAUAUGAAGAAUUGGAAACAAUUUAUAAAAUUUAUAAGAAAAUACCUGAUGGAUUGUCUAUCGUUACUCGUCGCAUUGAUGAAUAUUUAAGAGAAGAAGGACAAAAUGCAUCUCUGGACAAAUUUCUUGAUUUAAAAGAUCAACUUGGUCUUUUUUGGGAAAAAUCUUUUCAUUAUGAUCAAAUUAUUUGUGAACAAAUCAAUUCUGAUUUGGAAAAUUUACUAAAUUUCAAUGAGAAUUUCCAAGAAAAUCUUCUCUCAUUUAUUAACAAAUCUUUUCAAAAUAAAUCAAAUCUUUCUCAAGAACAAAUGAUCAAAUUAAUCAAAGCAAUUCUUUUAUUAUUUUAUCUCAAAAUCGAAGAUCUUUUCAAAGAAAAUUUUCUUCUCAAUGAAUUUUUUCAAUUUGAUCAAUUUGAAAUUCUCGAAAAGAUUUUCAUCGAUUAUCGACAAAUACCAAAUGGUUUAACGAAAUUGAUCAAUGCAAUGAAAAAUAAUUUAGAAAAACAAAGUCAAUCAAUAAUUAGUGAAGACCUAAGAAGUUUAAUCAAUUUAAAAGACAAAUUCGAUCGAUUUCUGAGAAAAUCUUUUCGUUCCAAUGAACAAUUCAUCAAAGAAAUCAAUUCUCAUUGGAAAAAUUGUCUUAAUUCAUAUAAAAUGCUUCCUGAAUAUUUUUCAUUAUUUCUUAACAAUCAAAUGAGAAAUUAUUCAGAUGAUAAUGAAGAAAUUCGAGAUAUUCUCAAGAAAACCAUCGAACUUAUUGGAUAUCUCGAAGAUCGAGAGAUUUUUCGAGAAUUUUAUCAAAAACAUUUCGGUGAACGUCUUCUUUCCAAUGAAAUAUCUUGUGAAGAUUUAGAAAAUGAUCUUUUAUCUUUAUUAACAAACACUUUUGGAAACGAAUUUACACAUGAUUUUCAAAUGAUGUUCAAAGAUAUUUUCUUAUCUUCAAAAUUAAUAAGAAAAGAGUUUCAGGAACAUGUUAAUGAACAUCAUUUGAAUUUCCAUGGAAUUGAUUUUCAUAUUGAAAUAUUAAAAAGAAAUUCUUGGCCAAUUUCUCAUUUAAAUAACAAAGGAAAUCUUCCAUUCAACAUUUAUCACGUUUAUCAAUAUUUUCAGGAAUUUUAUUUGAAAAGAUUUAAUGGUCGUCAAUUAAUUUUCUUCCCACAAUUUGGUUCAGCACAUUUAAGAUUAGAAAUCAAUGGAGGAAAAAUUCUUCUUCAAGUUUCAACAUAUCAAAUGAUGAUUUUAAUGUUAUUCAAUAAAAAACAAUCAUGGACAUUUGAAGAAAUUCAUCAUGAAACUGAUAUCGAUGAAGAUGAUAUGAAAAAAGCGUUGUUUCCAUUAUGUCAUCAGGAAAAUCUUCUUCUCAAAGAUUCCAAUAAGAAAAACAUGGAAUUGACCGAUCGAUUUUCUGUUAAUGAAUCUUUUGCAUCGAAUCAUCGUUUUGUGAAAAUUCAUUCGUCGAAAGUCAAAUUUGCAAAUAAAAUCCAAUGUGAAGACAUUCAGAAGAAAAUCAAUGAUCCUCAUGAAUGGCAAAUUCGAGCUGCAAUUGUGAGAAUUAUGAAAUCUUUUCAAAUAAUAACACAUCAACAACUUAUUACUCGAAUAACUGAAGAAUUCAAAUCUCGUUUUAUUCCAUCUUUAAUUAUCAUAAAACGAGAAAUCGAACGAUUAAUCGAAACAGAUUAUAUUGAACGAUCACAAGAUGAUCUACAAAAAUACGUUUACAAGACUUAA
Molecule: messenger RNA, 2586 nt
Organism: Adineta ricciae
Lineage: Eukaryota; Metazoa; Rotifera; Eurotatoria; Adinetida; Adinetidae
Source: the annotation of a GenBank genome assembly